Astyanax mexicanus (Mexican tetra) is the source of this 3851-nucleotide messenger RNA. It is a transcript of the gene cblc, whose product is annotated as Cbl proto-oncogene C, E3 ubiquitin protein ligase. NCBI's taxonomy places the organism in Eukaryota, Metazoa, Chordata, Actinopteri, Characiformes, Acestrorhamphidae. Gene Ontology annotation, molecular function: SH3 domain binding; phosphotyrosine residue binding; ubiquitin protein ligase activity. Gene Ontology annotation, cellular component: plasma membrane; membrane raft. The transcript is spliced from 14 exons. The coding region runs from base 1407 to 3158 and encodes 583 amino acids. The record is from RefSeq and is a predicted model, not a curated record. Gene Ontology annotation, biological process: cell surface receptor signaling pathway; negative regulation of epidermal growth factor-activated receptor activity.
ACAAACAACUAUUAAGGCCAGACUGUUUAUCAAAAUUAUACUUGUAUCAACAAAUAGAAAGGGUGCAAAAACAAGUUGGCUUAUAAAAAGGAUAUCAAAAAAAGUUGCGUCCCUAAAAAAUGAUAAAUGUGAGUAGAACAUGUAAUCCAAUUUUUUUUAGGUAGAGGGCAGUAGAGAUUCAUAAUUAAAUACGUCAGAUUAAGAAUCAAAUUGCAAGCAAAUGCUGACACUUUGAUUAUUGAACAUUAUAUGUUAGUACAAUCUGUUUUAUAUUUAUUUAUUUUUUUCCUCAACUCAUUACUCAAUUACCCACAAAUAGUGUAGUCCAGUGUAGUCACACAAAUGCUUUUUACAACUGUUGUUAAAAACAUUAAUCUCUCUCUCCCUAAAUCACAAAACACAUUUUAUGCACAUAAGUGGGAGUUUGCAUGUGUCUAUUAUGCUAUUACCCUCUUUGUGUCCUCUUGAGGUCUGAACUAACCUGUUUGUCUGGCUGUUUGCUACCCGGAAACUGAUCAAAGAGUUGGUGAUAGAGUGAGAGAAAGAGAGGGGGAGAGAGAAAGAGAUAAAAAAAGACAGAGACAACCAAGCUAGUUCCGGUCUUGGGCAUACUGAGAGGAGUACCUGUUGAUAGUAUGAUAGAACAACAGAAGGUUGCCAGCAGAAGUAAAAAGUGAGAUCUCAUGGGUGCCAAAGAUAGUGAGAAAGGGUGAGUAAGAAGGGGCGGAGAGACUGUGAAGGGGAGGGAGCUUGCCAGAGCAGGCAGCAUAGAGCAUGUUCAAAAAAUCUCUUGAAAUGUCUGAAAUGAUGUUGCUGUUUGCAGAAGAAAGAAGCUGAGCGUGAUGUGAAUGUCACUCCUUGAAGAGAACAAUAUUUGCUUGAUCAGAUCGGUGGGAGUAUGACAUGGGUUGAGUUGGAUUAUGCAACAGCUUUUGAGACGCACUGCAAAAUGGAAAACUGAACAAAGUAUUAAAAGGUUAAGACAUAUAGUCUCAGGAAGUGUCUUCGAAUGAACUCAAAAUGCAGAAAAAGAAACAGAGGCAUUUUUGGGGAGCUACUCACUUUGGCUACAUGACCUCUGGGUGAGCGGUAUUUGGCUUCACAUACACAGAACAAUGUCCCUGGAAUAAGAAAUUGUGUUAAUUAUAUGUCACUCGUAGGUUUAAAUCAAGGGCCACAUUAUUACAAAGACUGUGUUUAAUCAUUGGGCGAAGGAAGACAUGGGCAGUCUUUAGGCUGCAGAAUAACGGAAGUGAUUGAUAUCAAGAACCUUUGAUGAUCACUGCCCCUCUAGGCACAUGUUGCACUUUCACCAGUCCUUUCAGAGGCCUCUAUGUCGCUCUAUGUACAUGUAAAGUCAUUGGGUCAUCCGGUCUGAAGGAGAAGGACACCACUUCACAUCCAUCAUGGCAAUGGCUGGAAGUACAAGGGGUUUAGGCCAAAGCUUUGAGCUCGAUCCAUUCGACCCUCCAUCCCAGCCCCCCACCAACGCUGACCGCAAACUCCUCGAAAAAGCCCUUAAAAAAUUAUCUAAACUUCACACACUCUGUACUGACUCACGGCUAGGUCUGAAGAAUAGCCCACCAUACCUUCCUGAUCUGGUGUCAGAGACUGUGAUCCUUCUGACAGAGGUAUGGGAUCCCUACAGGGGCCCAGCACCAGCCGUGCCACGGGGGGACGAGGCGGACUUUCUGAAGAUCCAUGUCCGGCACCUCCUAGACAAGACGAACAGGGCCAUCCUGCUUUUCAAAGAGGGCAAGGACAAGAUGUUUGAGGAAAGGUCUAGCUACAGGAGAAACCUGACAAAGCUUUCACUGCUGUUCAGCCACAUGUUGUGGGAGCUGCGAGCCAUGUUUCCUGAUGGUCGAUUCCAGGGUGAUAUAUACAAGCUGACUAAGACAGAGGCACAGGAGUUCUGGAAGAAGACGUUUGGAUACAGGUGUAUAGUUCAGUGGAGCCAGUUUAAGCAUCAGUUAAAACGGGUGCACGGCUUUGAGGAGGGAAUGGAGGCCAUGGCUCUGAAGUCGACAGUUGAUCUCACUUGUAACGAUCACAUUUCUGUUUUUGAGUUCGACAUCUUCACCAGGCUGUUUCAGCCCUGGUCAACACUGCUCAGAAACUGGAACCAGUUAGCAGUGACUCACCCCGGAUACAUGGCCUUCCUGACCUAUGAUCAGGUCAGAGCUAGACUGGAACAUCACAGACAUCGUCCUGGCAGCUACAUCUUCCGUCUCAGCUGCACACGAAUGGGCCAAUGGGCCGUUGGCCAUGUGACAUUUGAUGGCAGUAUUGUACAAACUAUACCAGAGAAUACACCUCUCUUUCAGGCCCUGAUACAAGGAUUCAGAGAGGGAUGCUACUUGUACCCAGAUGGACGUGAUGUGAACCCUGACCUCACUAGCCUGUGUAUGGCACCGCAGAAGGGUCGAGUUAAGGUGACGGAGGAGCAGUAUGAGUUGUACUGUGAAAUUGGAAGCACGUUUCAGUUGUGUAAAAUCUGUACAGAAAGAGACAAGGACACUCGCAUCCAGCCCUGUGGACAUCUUCUGUGCAGACCCUGCCUCACCGGCUGGCAGAAAUCAGAUGGGCACACCUGCCCUUACUGUCGCUGUGACAUCAGAGGGACAGAGUCCAUCCUCGUCGAGCCGUAUCUGCCCGUAACUGGAAGAAGAGAAGAGGAGGAAGACGAGGAUGAAGACCAUGAAGAUGUAGAAAUAGUCAUGAAGGCACUGGCUGCUAUGAAAAGGGCAUCUCUGGAUGAGUACCAGGUCCCCAGGUCCGGUUUAGGACCUCCUCCCCUCCCCCCAAAACACAACAACUCCGCCCUCUCCCCCUGCCCAUCGCCAAGACCCCGCAUGAGACCUUCCACCAGAGGAACACAGACUAAAGGUCACAGCGGCUCAACACAUUCAGAAAAUCUACUAAAUCAAACAGAAGCUUCCUUCAGCAGCAGAGACGAUGCUUUUUCUGACCAAGUAUCAUCCUUGCAAUCAGGCAAAAACACUGGAGUGCUGUGGGCAGGACCUGCAAAUUCAGCAAAAAACAAGAAAGAAAGAAAACGGGAGGAGCAAAGUAUGUAUGAUAGAAGAAUCUCAGAGACACAGCUGCCAACAGGAAGACACAGUCGAAAGGACUUGGACAGACACAGCUUAUCCUGACGGUGCUCCACAGAUCCGCAGGAUGCCAUUAUAGACAGUAAUAUAAGGAUAGAUUACAGUGUUUUUUUCUGCAUAUAGUUUGUUCUAGAGAGUUCAUCGGCCUUUACAACCACAUAGAAGGUCUAUCAAAGUGUACUGAAACCAUGUUUAAGUGGUUAACCUAACUGUCUUAAGUUUUUAGAUUCUACCUCACUCAUGCUGAAGGCUCCUUUACACAUCCUUUACAUAUAUCAAUGAAUAUGCCGUUUCACAUGUUGUGACCAUCACUGCCUAAAUACUUCUACAUGUAAUGCUUUAUGCUGACAUGGAUAUUUAGGAAUGCAUCUAUUUAAAAGCUGAGUUGAAAUUAACAGGUCAUGAUAAUGUACUUGCUGCAAAGGGUCACAGUCAGCUGUUAAAAAAACAGCAGUUAGGUUAAUUUUCUUACUGAGUUCCUACUUCGUCAUGUUCAUAUAUUCGUCUGUAUCUGCAAGCUUUUAGAAAACACGCACAAAUACAGACAAAUUAAACUCUUUCUGUAUUUGUACUUAACUUUAAGCAUAAAUGAGCAGUAAGAAUAGAAAUACUGUGUUCUGCUGUAUACUGAAGAAUCCAGAAUAUGACAGUCUUACUUGAUUUUAGGCAUAAACAUAGACCACACAUACAAUUAAAUCAUACAUUACAGGCCAGACAGCUUAAACAGAAAGUCAAUAA